Boeremia exigua is the source of this 2388-nucleotide messenger RNA. RefSeq lists its product as uncharacterized. The transcript is spliced from 2 exons. The record is from RefSeq and is a predicted model, not a curated record. NCBI's taxonomy places the organism in Eukaryota, Fungi, Ascomycota, Dothideomycetes, Pleosporales, Didymellaceae. Gene Ontology annotation, cellular component: nucleus. Gene Ontology annotation, biological process: DNA-templated transcription; regulation of transcription by RNA polymerase II. The coding region runs from base 32 to 2260 and encodes 742 amino acids. Gene Ontology annotation, molecular function: RNA polymerase II cis-regulatory region sequence-specific DNA binding; zinc ion binding; DNA-binding transcription activator activity, RNA polymerase II-specific.
CUCUAAUCCUUGCUCACACAGUAAAGCCAUCAUGACUGACACACUUCGAAGAAGAAGGCGGCCAGCAAUAUCCUGCGCGCUAUGUAGACGACGGAAAAUAAGAUGCAACAAAGAGACGCCUUGCAGCAAUUGUGUUCGCUCCAGAAAUGCAGUGUGUGUGUACAAAACCUCUCCGUACCCCCUGCAUGGUCACCCAAUCACUAUUGCACCUGCGCCUGCACCUGCGCAAAUCGUGGCGCCUGUAUCUGUAUAUGGACGCAGUACAUUGGAUGUCACUCCAUCGUUAUCACCAGAGCCUACUGUAGCCUCAGCACCACCCGAUCAAGCCUCUAUGGACAUGGAGUCUAUGAGGCUUAGGAUACAGGAAUUAGAGGAGCGACUCUCUCAAGCCAGCACGCCCACUUCCUCGGCACCGUCUGUGCCAUCAAGUUCUGACCUCAACCUACCUUGGCGCAGCAGAGACCAAAUGGCCUCCACACUUGGAGGCGCGUUCGAUUUGGUCCAAGAAAGUCGACUCUUUGGGCAAGCCCAAGCAGUCGUCCGUAGCGUGGCCCACAAGAACCGCGUCUUUGGGCAGAGUCACUGGAUCUCAAGUUUCACGCUGUUCCGAGACAUAAUCGAUAUGAUAGAGCCAUUCAUGAGAACAAAUUCGUCAAAGACGCUGUUUGGCGUGCAGCGAGCAAAGGUAUUGGCCCGAACAAUAAAAGCGCAACGGGCGCCCUUGUGGCCGCUUGCACCUACAACAGACAUGCCUCUCAGACACAUUUGCGAUGUGCUUGUGGAUGGCUACCUUCGUACCAUCGAGACAUUAUAUCGCAUCGUUCACAUCCCCUCAUUUCGCAAAGACUAUGAAGCUGUGUGGAUGCCUGGAGCGCAGCCUGAUACGGGGUUCAUGGUGCAACUGAAACUGAUUUUAGCCAUCGGAGCAACCCUGUACGAUUCCACAUUUUCUAUGCGCACCGAAGCUACGCGUUGGGUGUACGAAGCACAAUCAUGGCUCAUGUCACCCGCCUUCAAGUCAAAGCUUGGCAUCUGCUUCAUACAGAACAACAUUCUAGUCUUGAUAGCUCGCGAGCUCGUCGACGUAGGUGGUGAGAUGAUCUGGAUCUCCGCCGGGGCAGUAGUACGAUCUGCCGUCUACGUGGGCUUGCAUAAAGACCCAGAUCAGCUGCGGAACAUGUCAGCCCUGGAUGCUGAGAUGAGGCGGCGCUUGUGGAACACCAUUUUGGAGGUUUCGCUACAGUCCAGUCUUGUCUCUGGCGGACCAUGCUUCAUCCAAAUGAACGAAUUCGACACGCAACCGCCCAGCAACUACGACGAUGAAGACCUGGAUGCUGCGGAACCCAUGCCCAAGCCAUCCGAUCAUUACACACGGAGCUCCGUUGCGAUUGCGCUCAGGCAAACAUUUCCAGCUCGUCUCGCCGUUGUGAAGUUUCUCAAUGAUCUGUUUUCGACCGGAACCUACCAAGAAACAGUCAGACUUGAUGGCGAACUCAGGCAGGCCUACAAAGACGUCAGGCGCAAAUUACAGUCUACUUCUGCAACUGCGCAGACCAAACCCAGAGACUUCGAGCUUCAGGCCGUCGACUUUGUACUGCACCGUUACAUCUCGUCGCUACACGUGCCCUACUUCUCUGCAUCGUUGCACGGAGCAACGUAUGCGUACACACGUAAGUCCGUAGUGGAGUCUUCGCUGAAGCUAUGGUCGCUAGCGGCAUCCACCCGUGCCGUAACCAGCAAUCCAUCGUUCCCGUACAUAGAGGGAGAUCUACCAAGGCUUUGCAGGUGCGGCUCUGGUUUCUUCCGCGCCUUCGCUUUUCAAUCCGCAUCGCUACUCGGCGUUGAGCUCCGCGCAUUGCAUCAGGAAGAUAGCAUCAGCGAGGUCAAUAUCCGUCCUGACCUUGUUCAUAUUGUGGAUGAUGCUGCAGACUGGUAUUUGCAAUGCAUCAGAGCUGGUGAGACGGGCAUUAAGGGAUACAUGCUCCUCAGCCUACUGGCCGCACAGAUCGAUGCGCUCAAACGAGACGUACCGAAAGACGAGAUGCCGCUCAUCCUUAUCAGGGCAGCAGAGCGCGCAGAGGGGGAGUGUCUGCCGCUGCUCGAGGAAUUAGCGGGUUGCAAAAAGCCUGAUGAAGAGGUGGAUCCGUUCGUGAACAUAGACUUCCAGCAGUCGGCGGGGUUUCUGGAGGAUUGGGAUACAUUGAUGGCGGAUGUUUUUAACCUUGGGUCUGGGACACAGUGGGAUUCUUUCUUGACCUGAUAAGUAAGUCUUGUUCGUUUCGCAUGUCUCAUCUAAAUCCUUGACUUCCGGUCAUUUGACUCUGGUAGGGUCGUACAUCAGUCUCAGCUAAACAGCGCCUAUACUAAUAUUAAUUUGAGUUUAUUCGU